Paralichthys olivaceus (Japanese flounder) is the source of this 2037-nucleotide messenger RNA. RefSeq names its product E3 ubiquitin/ISG15 ligase TRIM25-like. Gene Ontology annotation, molecular function: zinc ion binding; protein binding. The record is from RefSeq and is a predicted model, not a curated record. NCBI's taxonomy places the organism in Eukaryota, Metazoa, Chordata, Actinopteri, Pleuronectiformes, Paralichthyidae.
CCUUCACUUUCACUUUCACAGAAACGAAAGUUAGCCGGAGCAGCAGAAGAUGGCAGGAAGCUGCAGCUCGGACAUUUUCCUGUGCUCGAUAUGUUUGGAUGGACUGAAGAACCCUGUGACUCUUCACUGCGGACACAGCUACUGUCAGGAGUGUGUGAACGCCUUCUGGGACCAGCGCGACCAGAAUGGACUUUACACAUGUCCCCAGUGUGUCCACCCCUUCACCCCAAGACCCGUCCUGAGCAAGAGCAUAGUGCUGGCGGAUGUGAUGGGCAAAAUGUGUGGGGGAGAAAGAGAAGAAGCCAAAGCUGCUGCUGCUGCAGCUGCUGCUGUGGAGGAGGAAGUUGUCUCCGGGGACGUGGAGUGUGAUUUCUGCACCGUGAGGAGGCUGAAGGCCGUGAAGUCCUGCCUGGUGUGUCUGGCCUCGUACUGCUCCACUCACGUGCAGCCUCACUAUCAGUCUGCAGCUUUCAAGAGGCACACGCUGGUGGAGGUGUCCGCCUCCAUACAAGACCAGAUCUGCCCCAAGCACGACAAGCUGCUGGAGGUCUACUGCCGCAGCGACGGCCACUGCGUCUGUCUGCUGUGUGUGAUGGACCAGCACAAAGGUCAUGACACCGUCUCUGCUGCAGCAGAGAGGGAAGACAGACAGAAACAGUUUGGAAAGAAAAAACAAAAGAACCAGCGCAGAAUUCAAGAUAAAGAGAAGCAGCUGCGGCAACUGAGACAGAAGAUGGAUUCUCUAAAGUGCUCUGGAGAUGCAGCGGUGAAAGAGGCCCAGAAGGUCUACACUGAAAUUGUCCGGUUGGCGGAUAUGAGGCGGUGCGCUGUGGAGCAGGGGAUCAGAGCUGAGGAGAAGGCUGCGAUGAGCCGAGCCGGGGCGAUGGUGGAUCGGCUGGAGAGGGAGAUCUGUGAGCUGAGGAAGGGAGAGGACGCACUGAAGCAGCUGUCGCUCACUGAGAAUCAUAUUCAUUUCCUGCAGAGCUCCCAGACCAUUUUCGACUGUCCAGAACCUGAUGAGUCUCCAGAUUUCAACAUCCACCUGCACACAUCUUUUGACAGUAUGACAAAAGCCAUCUGUAAUUUGAGAGAUCAAAUGGAAAACAUUACACAGGCCAUUGCAGAGAUACCUGAGACAAUUCAAGCUGAUCCUAAAACAAGAGGGGAGUUCCUCCUGUAUUCCUGCAGCCUCAGUUUGGAUCCCAACACAGCAUUUGAAAGCCUAGUGCUUUCUGAAGGAAACAGCAAGGUAACCUGGAAUAAAAGGGCUCAGCAUCGCCCACAGCAUCCAGACAGAUUCACCAGAUAUGAUCAAGUGUUGUGCACUGACGGUUUAUCUGGCGUGUGCUACUGGGAGGUUGAUUGGAAGGGGCCCAGGGUUGAGGUCGCUAUGUGCUACAAAGGGUCAGAGCUGCAAGAAAGUUGCUUUGGAUACACAGACCAGUCCUGGUGUGUUUCCCUCUCAGCUUCUAGUUGCACCUUUUGGCACAAUGAAGUCAAAACUAGGAUAUCUGUGCACUACUCCGUUACUGUAGGAGUGUAUCUAAACCACCAGGCCGGGAGCCUGUCCUUCUACAGCGUCUCCGAUUCUGGUCAAAUGAUGCUCCUUCACAGAGUUCAGACCACAUUCUCCAAGCCUCUGUACCCUGGGUUCAUGGUCUCCAGAGGGUCGUCUGUUAAAAUACGCGCACUAAAGUAAAGGGUUGCUUCAGUGAACUAUCUUUGAGAGUAUUUUCGUUUUGCUUUGUGCAGUUUUUUUGGUGUGUAAGUAUUGACUGUUGAAUAUUUCUCGUUUUCAUUUCCAUUCUCCAUUUUUCAAGUUUCCUUACUGAAUAUGUGGUUUUAACUACAGUUCAGCAUUACUCCUGAACUUUCUUUUAAGUGUAAGGAAAAGAUUAUAGAAACAUAGACAUGUUUAUUUUCAAGUUCCUCUGUUAAUGAUACACAUUUCUCAUCAAGUAUUACACUUUAAUUGCAAAGAUAAACCCAAAUAAAACUAGUGGUCAAACGUUACAUACGAACAUGUUGAAUAAUGAA